Molecule: messenger RNA, 858 nt
Organism: Grosmannia clavigera kw1407
Lineage: Eukaryota; Fungi; Ascomycota; Sordariomycetes; Ophiostomatales; Ophiostomataceae
Exons: 1
Coding region: 1-858 (285 amino acids)
Biological process (GO): cilium assembly
Source: RefSeq, a predicted model, not a curated record
AUGGCAGCCUUCGCCUCCCUCAGCAAACGGGACAUCAAUGUCCUGGGCAAGAUCAAGGACCCGGAAUCCAAUCCAACAGGAGCCGUCCGCUUGGAUGGUUCCCUUCCUAGAGACCCGCACGUGACCGACGCCCAGCAAUACGACCGCAUAAGCCGGGAGGAAAAGGAACUUGUCCUGCAGAUGCAACAGGCCGAGAUGGAACUCGCCGGAGUCCGUCCACAAUCGCUUGCUGAUCCCAUCCACACGUAUCGCCAAAGUGUCGAAAGUCUCGACUGUCUCAUCGCCAGCCACCCGAGCUAUGCGAGCGCCCGGAACAACCGGGCCCAGGCGUUGCGACGUCUCUACGGAGACGACAUGCUCCUGCAGCGCGACCAUUCCGAAACGACCAGGUCCCCUAGCAACGUUGCCAACGGUUCCCAACCUCUCCUCUGGGACGUGCCCGACAUCGAGGCAGAGCGAGCACAGGCUGCAGCCAUCGUGCUGGCCGACCUCGAACGCUGCAUAGCCCUCUUGGUGCCGUCGAACCCUGCGGCCGCCACGCUCUCGCCCACCGCCGCCAAGACGCUCUCCCUGGCCUUCACACAGCGCGCGGCCAUCUACUACGCCACCGCAAAGCGCAUUGGGCCGUCAACAAAGGUGAUCACACCCCUCUCCGCCACCGGCGAGCAUGGCGGCCGACCAGAGGUCCAGUGGACCAAGCUGGACUUUGAAGAGGCCGCGUCGCGUGACUUUGCCAUGGGUGGCCGCUUCGGCAACGAUAUUGCCCGCGGACUAGCCGUGGGCACAAAUCCAACCGCAAAGCUGUGCGGACAGAUGGUGCAGCAGAUGAUGAAGAACGAGUAUGGCUCACUGAGCUGA